This is a messenger RNA of Dimorphilus gyrociliatus, 1947 nucleotides long. NCBI's taxonomy places the organism in Eukaryota, Metazoa, Annelida, Polychaeta, Dinophilidae. The record is from the annotation of a GenBank genome assembly.
CGGAAAUUGGCGCAGACGCUUAAAAACUUCAGUUAUAAUAUGAUCUUCUGUGGCUAACAAUUAAUUGUUUGAUGAUUAUUUUUUUGUGAUUCUAUUUUUGGAUUAUCUGUUAGUGGAAAAUGAAAGCCUUUCGAGUGCUAUUGUUUCAUAUAAUUGUCUGUCUUCGGCUAAUUUUUUCUCAGACUACGCUGCAGACAACCUAUACACCUUUGUCCAAUAAAACAAAUUCUACUACGCUCCUGCUAUCUUCUCAAAAUGGAACAAUUGUGAAUACCUCAAAACCUGCCACUACCGCAUCUAUGGCAUCUUAUGGUGAAACCAAAGGAGAUUUUAGUCAAAGUCAAGCAGUUGGAAAAACCCAAUUAACUAUCAAUGAAGUGAAAACUUUCACAACAACCUCAUCUAAAUUAAUAUUAAAGAGUUCAACUGACCGAUCGUUAUCAGCGAUUCCUAACAGAAGUCAAGAAUUAUUCAGUCGAACACCUGAAAUGACUCAAGCAAGAACUACUCUAGGUGGAACAAAGGAUAACAUCACUACAGGAAAUGACUUUUUAACAAAUUCUACAUCAGUUUUUACAUCAAGCUUCAGCAAAAACGCAAGUUUAACGAGUAAUGGUACAAAAAGUUCCCAAAGUGGCGAUAUAAAUGUGUCUAGUAAUCAAAGUUCACCAACUACAGCUUCAUUGCAAUCCUUGGUUAAUACAGAAACACAUACAGCUAAAAAAAUUGACUCAACAACAACCGAAGCUUUCGGAACGAGUCGGUUAGACACUUCCAAAUUGCUGACAACAGCUACUCAAGAAAAUGAAUCAUUCUCUACCUCAACAGAACAGUAUACACCUGAAAAAAUCGAAUCUACCUCCGGAAAAUUUGAAACGAAACAUUUAUCAACUUCAAAAAUAACCACGCAAAGAAGCGAUUCUACAUCUAUUAAAGAAUUUGAAACAAGAACGCCAUCAACAUUAAAAGCGUUGAUAACAACGCAAUAUGAUGAAACUACUUCUGCCAAAGAAUUUGGAACGACCCCGCUAUCACCUUUAAAAGCUCUGUUAACAACUCAAAACGAUGUGUUAUCCUCUACUACUACCGAACAGCAAACAUCUGAAAAACCUGAAUCUACAUCUGCAACGAGCCAAUUGUCUACGUUACAAAAAAUAAUUAUGCCAGCAAGUGAAUCAUCCUUGAUCGCAUCAACAAAUAGUCAGAAAUCUACAGUUCAUCUGCGUCAUUCGUCAAAAGUAUUAUUUUUAACAACUUCAGCUAAUGAGUUAAAAAAUAAUUUAACGGUAACAGAUUUGUAUAAUAGAUCUGCCAACUUUAACUCUAAUGACGACUCUGACUCAAGUAAUAAGGCAUGGAUAGCAGCGAUUGUUAUUGGCGUUGUUUUCAUUAUGGUUGUUAUCGUUUUACUCGCAAAACUUUUCUGUCAAUUUCGAGAAAGUACGGAACCAGUUGUUCUUCUUAGCGAAAUACCCAUUAGAACGAGCUUCAUAGGGAAACGAACAAAUCCUGACGGUUUUGCAGUUCCAUACAUAAGUACUUCAGAAUCUGAAACACAAGGUGGUACUGUAAAUAUUGCAUUUACUCAAGAAAAUGGCGACAACGAUUCAAAUCGUUCUUCACCUCCACCCUACAGCAAUCAUAAAUCAGUGUUUAUGGUAUAACAAAAUUCUUUCUAGUUCUAUUAUGAGUUCUUUCUGAGUUAUUAUUUUCAAGGCUGAGAUUUUUUAGUCCAGACAAUGUCUUAAAAACCCUAAUUUGAAAAAUAUGCUAUUUGUUUAUUUUCGUAUACUUUAGAAGAAAUUCUUUUGUUAGGUAAAAGUCUUGUUUUUGUUAUAGUUUUCUAUUUUAGGUUAUCAAUUUUCAUAUUAUUCAGUGAAUAAUUCUACGUUUUCAAUUCAUUUAUGAUAAGAUAUUUAUUUUACACACUUUUUUUUAUAAUAAAAA